Messenger RNA from Daphnia carinata, 2870 nucleotides. It is a transcript of the gene Pex6, whose product is annotated as peroxisomal ATPase PEX6-like. Gene Ontology annotation, molecular function: ATP binding; ATP hydrolysis activity. Bases 124 to 2571 code for a protein of 815 amino acids. The transcript has 11 exons. Gene Ontology annotation, biological process: protein import into peroxisome matrix. Gene Ontology annotation, cellular component: peroxisomal membrane; cytosol. The record is from RefSeq and is a predicted model, not a curated record. NCBI's taxonomy places the organism in Eukaryota, Metazoa, Arthropoda, Branchiopoda, Diplostraca, Daphniidae.
UGUUUUUCCUUUGGGAUAUCGGGGAUACCAAAACAUGUUUCGGGCACAAAUCGUUCUUAUCAAAGUUAUCAGUCAUACAUAGUGAUCCCACCGACGUUACAUUAUUUUAAGUACGGUCCCAAAAUGUGUGUACGUGAUGUUGGAAGUGUUGUAAAAGUAGUGACGUAUAGCCUAAUUCUGAUAUUCAAAUUCCGCUAUAAACGCAUCACUUCGAAGAAGAUGCAAAUAUUUUUCUCGAGCUGUCAUUUUUUGCGACUUGUUCGCCAGUUUAUGAUGAAAACUGAUGCCGAAAUCCAUGAAGUACCGACCGCUUUGUUAAAAAGGAUAUUGCAGAAGCAUGGCUGCUACAAUGCUCAUCUAGAUUUAGGAAACAUUUUGAUUUUUGGUUCAGAUUUUCUCCCCAAAGUUUUAAAACAGCCUAGUUGGUUACUUGUGCAAACACCACGUUGCACUGCCCGCUGGGUAUGUGCAAUAAGCCUUCCAAUCAAGAAAUUACAUAAUGGGUGUUUUGCCAGUAAUCAACUGUAUCACAACUUGUUUGUCACGAAACCUAAAUCACCCAUUCAAAUAUUUCCUGAAACUCUACAGCAGAAUAGUAUACCAUCAGCUAUCACUGCACGUGUUUCCUUGUUGAAUUCCAGCCAAACCAGCAGUGACAUUGUUGAAAAAUUAAAAAAAUUCUUUGAUUCAAAAAAAUAUUUACAACCAGGUGAUCUGUUUCAAGUUGACGAAGGUCUGCUGUUUAAAGUACAUUCGGUUGACGCUGCGAAGUCGGUAAAAAAGAAUAUUGGAUACUUCGUUGAAAACCAAAAAUCGUCAUUAUUCCAGCUUGCCAGUAUACCUUCGUUACAAUUUUCUGUUACACAAAAGCUCAAGAAAAUACCAACGGAAUUGUCAUUCGCAACUUUCGAGGAAAUAAGAAAUUGUACCAUAUCAAACCGACCUCCCAGCUUGUCUGGAGAUUGCGAUUUCGUACAGAAACUUAUAACCCCUUUUAUUGCACAUGGCACAUCUGAUUUUACGAAUCGUAACACCUGUCUUGCACUUCCUACAUUCUUAAUGACUGGAUCUUCUGGGUCUGGCAAACGAUUAGUUGUAAAAUGCGUUGCGGAUGCCUUGGGUCUAGAGUUCGUCGAAGUGUCCUGUCUUAGCCUUUUAGGCGAAUCCAGUAAAGCUUCCGAAUUACGUAUUCGUAAUGCUUUUGAAAACGCCCGUCAAGUUUCUCCAGCUAUUUUAUAUUUCACAGAUAUUGAAGUUAUUGGUAAAAGUCGUGAGGGAAGUGUUUCGGAUUUCCGAAUCUUGCGAUUCUUCGUCUCGGAAAUCAACCAACUUCAGAUGAAUUUAACGGCAGAUUCACAGUCUCCGCUGUUUAUCAUUGGAAGCUGUCGAGAUAGGAAUAAAUGCUCCCCGGAUGUGUGUAGUGCCUUACUUCAUAAAAUCAAGAUUGCUAGUCUGAGCGACGAUCAGCGGAUUACUACAUUCCGGUGGCUUCUUGAAGAAAAAUCUCUUCUAAUCAAUACACCUUUGGAAGAUCUCGCACGAAGAAUGCACGGAUUCCUCUUAGGAGAUUUGAAUGCCGUCAUUUCGAUUGCUACAAGGCAUGCUGCGUUCAGGAUAGAUAAUGCAAUAUCCGAUGUGGCCUUGAUUCCAUCGUCUUCCAUUGGCCAUGCCAUAGAUUGUGUCCGCCAUUGGCAAAGCAAAAACAUGAACGCUCCAACUAUUCCCGAAGUCCGGUGGGAGGAUGUCGGUGGAUUGCAGCACAUAAUCAACGAGUUACUGGACACUAUUCAACUUCCUCUAAAAUUCCCUAGUCUUAUUGAAAACGGACUAAAGCGAUCAGGUAUUCUGCUUUAUGGACCUCCUGGAACGGGAAAAACUUUGUUAGCGAAAGCUGUGGCUACCGAGUGCAAUUUGCACUUUUUGAGUGUCAAAGGUCCAGAACUGCUCAACAUGUACGUUGGUCAAAGCGAAGAGAACGUGCGUAAUGUUUUUCAAGCAGCCCGCCAAGCUUCGCCAUGUUUAAUCUUCUUCGACGAGUUGGAUUCACUUGCUCCUAACCGUGGGCGUAGCGGAGACUCAGGAGGUGUUAUGGAUAGGGUUGUGUCACAGUUAUUGGCCGAGCUAGACGGGAUAAACAAAUCGGCCGUGGUUUUUGUGAUAGGUGCGACUAAUCGACCCGAUUUGAUUGAUCCUGCUCUGCUUAGACCUGGAAGGUUUGAUAAACUUCUCUUUCUAAGCGUUAACGACUCCAAGGAAUAUCAGCUUUCAGUUUUGAAAGCCCUUACAAGAAAAUUUCAGUUACAUCCGCUGGUUGAUCUGGAAAAAUUUGUUCUUGAGCUUCCGAAAUAUUUAACUGGAGCCGAUUUAUAUUCCCUUUGCUCUACUGCAAUGCUGAAAAGUGUGGAAAGGAAUAUCCAACUCCUAGAAGAAGGUCGUGUGAUAUCCGCAGCAGAUAGAAUGCUAUCCGCAAUUGAUUUCCAGGCAGCUGCUGAUCAAUUGGUUCCUUCCGUAUCUGCAAAAGAUCUGUCUUCCUACAGAGAACUAGAACGCAAGAUUAACCAGCCAUCGUAGCGUUUGUUUUUUGUUCAAAUUAGACCAUUCUAUAACUUCUGUUAUUAAGUAAGAGUAUAAAAUACUUUUGUUAACUUCCCGGCAGGGACUCUAUCAAAGUCGAUAACGUAUACGGUAUUUUUUACCGUAGGGAACUUUUGAAAGAGUUAUUUUGCCUUUCAGAAGUUGCAAAAACCAUUUAAUUGUGUGAAAAAUUUUCAGUACAAAAUUGUUGAAAACAAAGUCUGCAAAUAUUCACAGAAACUUGUAUGCUUGACUAUGUGGGUAUUCACACGUUUGACACCUCACAAAUUUGUAGC